AGGCCCUGCGCUACGCAGAUGGUUUCGCCCAUCCAUAGAGGCGCCUCCCCUCCCCUUCGAAGAGAAUGGUACGGCCCAGAAGCAGCGCGACCAAUCAGAGGCGGCCUUGGUGGAAUUCAAAAGCGGGCCCUGAGCAGGAGGAGAAGAAGAGGCGAGAGAGAAGCGGAAGAGUCAUGGCUGGCGAAGGGGACGUUACAGUCUGCGUCAGGGUGCGCCCGCUGCUUGCCAGAGAAAAUGAAGACCUUGAUGAUAAAGGACAAAUGGCAUGGAAAAGUGAAGACUGUACUGUGUCACAAAUAGACGGGACCAGGUCUUUUACCUUUGAUCGUGUGUUUCAUUCUGAAGAUAGUACCACCAAAGUCUACCAGGGUGUGGCUGCUCCUAUUAUAAAGUCUGCUGUUCAGGGAUACAAUGGCACAAUUUUUGCUUAUGGUCAAACAGCUUCCGGCAAGACCUACACAAUGUUGGGCACACGGGAUUGUCCUGGUAUCUUACCUAUGGCGAUUCAUGAUGUCUUCAAUACAAUUUGCAAAAUUCCAGACAGAGAAUUCCUACUCCGUAUAUCAUAUAUGGAGAUUCACAACGAAACCAUUCAAGACCUACUGUGCAUUAACAUUAGGAAAAAGAAACCAUUAGUUGUUCGUGAAGACAUCAAUAGGACAAUUUACGUUGAAGAUCUGAGCGAGGAAGUGGUGAUUUCUCCAGAGCAAGUGCUGAACUGGAUACAGAAAGGCGAAAAAAACAGGCACUAUGGUGAGACGAAAAUGAAUGAACGAAGCAGCCGCUCUCAUACGAUUUUCAGAAUGAUAAUUGAAAGUAAGGAAAAAGAUACUUCCAGCUCAAGCUAUGAAGGAGCUGUAAUGGUCUCUCACUUGAAUUUAGUAGACCUGGCAGGAAGCGAAAGAGCUAGCCAGACCGGCUCUGAAGGUAUUCGAUUAAAAGAAGGCUGUAAUAUAAACCGGAGCCUGUUCAUCUUGAGUCAAGUUAUAAAGAAACUUUGUGAUGAUCAAUCUGGUGGCUUCAUCAACUACAGGGACAGCAAGCUGACACGAAUUCUACAAAAUUCACUGGGUGGAAACGCUAAGACUGUUAUCAUCUGCACAAUUACUCCCGUAUCUCUGGAAGAAACCCUUAGCACUCUUCAGUUUGCCAGUACAGCUAAAAAGAUGAAAAAUACCCCCAAAGUAAAUGAAGUUCUUGAUGAUGAUGCCCUUCUGAAGAGGUAUCGUAAAGAAAUAGAAGACUUAAAACGUCGCCUGGAUGAGGUUUCAUCACACUCUCACACCAAAGACCAGCUCGCACAGCUGCUGGAGGAGAAGGACUCUCUUCAAAAGCAGCAGGAGGACAGGAUAAGAGCACUAACUGAGAUGCUUGUGACAGCAUCUUCUUUCUCACGAGAACAAGAGUUAAAAACUAAAAGGAAGAGGAGAGUUACUUGGGCUCCUGGAGCAAUAAGCCAGGAUGCGGGACUAUGUUUCUUGGAAGACCUUCCUAGUAGAGGCAAACGAUUUAAAGCAUCUUUCUCUUCUCUUCCAGAGAUGGAAGAAUCUAUGUCUUCAGAGUUCUCAGACAUUACAGCCAGUGGUGCACUACCUGAAGAAGAGUGGGUUCCAGGAUCUGAAAUCAACUUUGAUAAUACUGUCACUGAACAAUCUAUGAGAACAAAAUUAGAUAAUCUGAAAUUGGAGAAUAAUCAGCUGAGAUAUGAGCUUACCGAACUGAAGGAGAAAAUGUCAAUUGAGGAGUUUGAGGUUCUUGAAAAUGAGACUGCAAAAGAGCAAGAGAUGCAACUAAUGCAUGAAAUUUCCAGCUUAAAGGCUAUAAUUGCAAAUGCUGAAGUUUACAAUCAAGAUCUUCAGGAGGAAAUAAAAUCAAAAGAUAUGCAGCUGAAAGAGCAGGCAAAUAAAGUGAAGGUGCUAGAGAACAAUGUUGCUGAGCUUAAAAAUCUCAUGGAAGAUGUAAAUGCUGAAAAUGGGAAGAGAGAUAGGUCCUUCUCAAUACAAAUACCAAAUAAAGGGCUGGAUGAAAUGCAGCAAAUGAAACAGUCUCUUAGUGAUGCUGAAGCAGUGGCACUGGAUGCUAAAAGAGAAUCUGCAUUCUUCAGAAGUGAAAACAUGGUGCUGACAGAAAAAAUGACACAGCUGUUGGAGUCUUACAGCAAAAUGGAAAAAGACAAUGAAUGUUACAGAAGGCAGUUAGAAGCUGGAAAAGUUACUUACAAAAAAAUGCAGUCUGACUUGCAGAAAGAACUCCAGUAUUACCUGCAGGAGAAUUCAAAACUGACAUCACUUUUGGAGGGGAAGGUUCCCAAAGACAUACUAUCCUGUAUUGAAUUGGAAAGAAAGAUCGAGGGUUUAAAAAAUGAACUGAAUAAAGCUCUGGAAGAGAAUACUGCUUUAAGGAAAGAACUAACUGUGUUAUCGGAGGCUGGCUCAGGACCUGACCUUGAAAUCUUCCAGAAAGAGAUUCUUGAAAAAGCUGAACUAAUUUCUUUAUUGACCUCCGAAAAAGAGAACUUGCUUUCUCAAGUAGCUGAAAAGGAGAGGUUGCUCCAAGAAGCAACUAAUGCAUUAAAAUCUAAAGAGGAUUUUACAAACACUGACAUAAUGAGAGCGAAUGACAUGGCUUUUCAAGAAUUGAAGCAUCACUGUGAUGAACUGGGUCAAAAAUUUAUGAUUGCAUCAGAAGAUAGCAAACAGAUGAAAGGCCAAGUAGAUCUUCUAUCUGAUGAAAAUCUCAAGCUAAACACAGUUGUUAACAAUUUAACGCUAGAACUUUCUAGCAAAAGCAAAGAGCUACAGCAGAAGAACUUGGAACAAAUUGAAUUCCUCAGCCUGAAAGAACAAUUUGAAGAAGCUCAUAAGAAACUAAGUGAAAUGGAUCAACUCAGAGAUCAGCUGAAAACUUGGGAGUCUAAGAUGGAAGCUGGAGAGAAAGAGAGGCUAGCCAUAACUCAGAAACUCCAUGAUAGUGAAGAGGAAAUAAUAGCACUGACCCAAGAAAGAAAUGAUCUGAAACAGAAGCAGGAGGCUCUUGAGCAGGAGAGAGACCAGAUCAAAGAAGAUAUACAGGAAACGGUGUCAAUAAACAUUGAGGUGCAAGAAGAACUGAGAGUUUGUCACAAUUCUCUGCAGCAGUAUCAGAAUCACAUUCAAGAACUGGAAAAAACUAUUGCAGAGGGAGAGUCACAAAUGUCUGAUGUCAGACAAUCUCUAGGAAUAACUAUUGAAGAACAGAAGCAACAGAUAUUGAAGUUAACCAAAGACUUGGAACAUUUCAAUGUGGAGAGAAAUCUAUCUAAACCUGUUGCAGACAAGAUAAGGUUGGAAGAAUGUGAUGAACUCCAGUUGAUGAAGGAACAAAUCUUUGCCCUUGAACAAGAGAGGGCAGCACUGCAACAGCAACUGGGAGCUCUGCAAGAAGAGACGAAUAAGCCCCUGGAAAGUUCUCAGUUGGUUGCCAGCAAGAAUGCAGAACUUGAUAUACAGAAAGAGCUGUAUCAAAGUGUGGAAAAACAGAAUGAAAUGGAAGAACCAAGUGAACAUUUAAAAUCUACUGAGUCUGUAAUAGAAGAAGAGCUAACAGACAAUGUGGGAGUAGCUCAGAACGAAGAGGCAAUAAGAGCUCUGAUCCAGGAAAGAGAUGAUCUGCGAGACAGGCAUAGUGCUCUGCAAACAGAAAGAGACCAACUCAAAGAAGAAACGCAUGCUACCCAAGCAAUGAUUAAAAAACUAGAGGAAGAGUGCCUUCGCCAGAAGCAAAGCCUUGAAUUGAGAGAAGAACAGAGUCAGGAAGAUAAAGGAAGGUUGGUUGAAAUGGAACAGUUGAAGGCCUCAGCCGAGUCUAAAAUGGAAGCCAUGGAGAAGGAAAAAGCAGAGUUGUCUCAGAAGCUGCACACUACUAUGGAGGAUAUGAGAUCUAUUACCAUGGAAAAUGCCAAUCUGAAAAUCACAGUAGAAAGUCUUCAGUCUGAGAAGGUCAGCAUGAUUCAAACUGUCCAUCGUCUGGGCGAGACUAUAGAAAGGACAGUUGCACGAAAUUUGGAACUGCAGGAGCAACUCCAACAUGCUCACUCUGCUAUUGAAGCACAUACCAAAAUGGUUGCAGAACUGAAAGGAGAAAUCGUAGAUAAGGAAUCUUGGUCUUUAGAACUUCAGAAGACGCUGAAGCAAGAGGUUGAGACAGAAAUGGAGAACUUGCAGGCACAAAUACGACAUCAGGAAGAGAAGAUUAAUAAUAUGAAUAGCAUUAUUGAUGAAAAGACAAAUUUGCUUCAGAAAUUGGAAGCAAAAUGUUUAGAAGAGAGUGAACAAGUAAGAGAGAAACUGAAUGAAGAAUUAAGCUUGCAUAUUCGUGAAAAGGAAAGAUUGGCAGCUGAACUUAAAGACCAAGCAGAUAAAGUGCAUCAACUAACAAGGGAGAAUUCUUUGCUUCAGAAAGAAAGAAAGAACCUUCAGGAGGAUUUGCAGAGCCUUAAAGCAGAAAAUGGCCAGCUUCAGGAAAAAUUGCUUGAAAAUACUGCAAAGUUCCCUGAAACAAAUGUCAAACAGGAACAGCAAGAUGACAUCAAAAGCUUGGAAGUAAAAGUAUUAAGGAUCAAGGAGGUUCUGAAAUCAUUCUCAAGCCUGGAAAAGAAAUCAGAAUAUCUUAAAACAAUGUCUCUUCAGAUUAAACAUGAACUCGACCAUCAGAAAUCAGUUGUAGCCAAAGGGCUUGCUGAUCUUCCAUCUCAACAAGCAAAAGCUGUCAAAAGGCUUCAAAUGGAACAUGGGCACAUAAGUAACAGUCUUCAUAGCUUGUUGAAUAAAUUUCAGUUCUUUUUUACUUGUAUAUGCAAGAAGAAGGCUGAAUACUACACUAAAGUCAGUACCUACACAACAGAGCUGCUUGAUGAGCGAAGAAAACAACUUGAGCUGCUCACUCAGAUUCGACAUCUCAAAAAGUGUAAUUUGGAAGAACACCAAGCCACGUCCCAUCAGCUCAACAUCUCUGAAUUGAACCAGUACCUGGAUCUAUACACAGAGAAAAUCUUGAAAGAUACUUCAGAAAUGGAAGAGGAACUUCUUAGUAUAGAAGGAAAGCUAAAACAACUGAAAAGUGAUGGUGAAGAGUCAAAACAGUAUUUGGAGCGUUGUUCAGUUCAUUUUGAUGUACAAGAUUUUGAGGGAGGCAUCCAGCAAGAUAAUGAAACACUCAUGUCUGUGGGUCGGUUCCUGAAUCCUAAAGCUCAGGCCUACAUUCAAGCAAAAUCAGAGCUAGACACCAGAAAUGCUGACUACUACAGAGAAACUGAAGUUGCCCUGAAAGUAUGCAGAGAACAAACCAAGGAACUGUUUCUGGAACUGAAUGCAUUUAAGGAAGAGGUUAAACUUAAGGAAGAACAAACCCUUCAUAGAGAUGCUAAUUUAGCACUAAAGGAAGAAAACUGUAAACUUGAAAAUAAAUUAAAAGCAGCAGAAGAAGGCAUAAAGAAUCUCAAGCAAAAAAUCCAAGAGCUAGAAAAUGGAGUAAAUGAAGCAGACAGAAAUCUCCAGGAAAAGGAAAAAAGAAUAGCCAUAUUACAGAUGGAACUUAAUGUGAGAACUUCCGGGAGUGAAGUGCCCAAACUUAAGGCUGCAUUAGAGGAAAAGGAGAAUGGCUUAAGAAUUGCACUGACAGAGAUGGAAUCACUCAAGGCCCAGCUAAAUAAAGGUGCUGAAUUGUAUAAGGAGGAAAUCGAGGACCUCAAAACUCAACUUGUAAAAGCUGAUAUGGCAAAAAUGAAACAGUCCAAAUACUUUGACCAGGAAAUGGCAAAUGCAAAAGCUCUUGCAGAAUAUAGAGAAGAACAGUUAAGAAAAUUAAAGGAAGAACUCCGGAAGGCUCAACAGGAUCAAGAUAUAACUGUAAUAUCAAACAAAGAUCUUCCUCAGCCAUCUCUGCCAAUUACUUGUGGAGGUGGAAGCGGCAUAGUACAGAAUACUCAACUGCUUGUGCUGAAAACUGAGCAUGCAAAACUGGAAAAGAAGUACAGUCAACUCCAGAAAGAACAUGAAAUUGUGUUAACGAAUGUGCUCAGCUUGAAAGAGGAGGCUAAGAAAUGGAAAGAUCGAGCUUUGAAAUCUAGGACACAUUCCUCAAGAGGCAUUGAUGAGGAGCAAAUACCAAAAUCUCCAAGGAAGACAGCACCUCCCUUGUUCUCAGAGUUGCCAGCUUCUCCCUCCAGAGAACGAAGUCUGAAACCAAUUUUGCCAGUGAACACCCCUCCUGCUGCACCAUCAGAUGGCCUCAGCUUCUUUGCUGAACCAAGCCUGGGAAAUCUAACAGACACAAGAGCCACAGUAGCAGAAUCUACAGAAAACAAUCUUAAACAUUGGAUUGCAACAGCAAAUAAAGACGAUGCUUCCAAAUGUAAAACACAAUAGCAGCCUGGUUGGUUUGUGGAUUCCAGAGAUGCUCAAUGGACAGGACAACUUCAUUAUUGAAGGACACUGCUUUGUCUUUGACCUGUAUUGUAUGUCAUUUCUGUGUCUUUUUCUUCCUUCUCCCUCCCUCUCUCUUUACCUAUUGCAGAUCAAUUUUGUACUGUAUUUUUA
This is a messenger RNA of Sceloporus undulatus (fence lizard), 6575 nucleotides long. RefSeq names its product centromere protein E (gene CENPE). The record is from RefSeq and is a predicted model, not a curated record. The coding region runs from base 66 to 6404 and encodes 2112 amino acids. Gene Ontology annotation, cellular component: microtubule. Gene Ontology annotation, biological process: microtubule-based movement; mitotic cell cycle. The transcript has 41 exons. Gene Ontology annotation, molecular function: microtubule binding; plus-end-directed microtubule motor activity; ATP binding. NCBI's taxonomy places the organism in Eukaryota, Metazoa, Chordata, Lepidosauria, Squamata, Phrynosomatidae.